AGAUUGCAAUAUCCACAUUUGUUGGCGGCGGGCUUCUUACUUUCAUAUCAUCGUCAUUACAUCAACACACACCAAAUCCAAAGCACGAAGGAAAUGACUACGCCGGCGCCCUCCGCUUCUGCCCUCGUGAUCGGCGUUACCGGUUUCGUCGGGAGUUAUGUUGCGAAAGCCCUGGUAGAGAAGGGCUAUAAAGUGCACGGCACUUGUCGAGACCCUGCCGUUGCCGCGAAAUGGGUUCCGGAAAUGCUGCAAAAGUGCACACCAGCAGGAAGUCCUGCGAGCAUGGAUGACAUCAUCAAGCUCCACGCGCUCAACUUCACUGCGGACGAGGAAUCGUACGCAGCUGCGAAGGCAGCUAUCAAAACCAUUUUACAACAAAGUGAUGACUCGUCUGCAAACAAAGACAGCAGCACUAACAGUGGCCUUUCUACUCCACCAAUCAAAGGCGUCUUCAUGUGUGCUGGCUACGAGAAGCAGGAGCCUGAGACCAUAAAAGUGAUGGAGUCCAUGGCGAUUGCGACGCUGGAAGCGGUGCUCGAAGUUGGGAAGGAGCGGGAAAAUUUUGUAGCAGAGCCGCCUAUCGCGGUGAUUUUAACCAGUUCAACCGGCAGCACUAACCCGCCCCCGGAGAUUGCGAAAGCCCUUCCGUUGGCCAAAAGCGAGCUGACACAUUGGUCGGACCCGGAGUUUCAAAUCUUAAACAAAAGAUUUUCGCCCGCCGCGAAGACAAAUAUGGAGCUGAAGGCUUUCGGGUUUGUCGGUAUAAUCAUGUAGUGAGGAAGUUUACAGGCGUUCCCUUUGCGUACGACAACGACCGCUCGCGAGGAAAGUGUAGUUGCUCCCACCUCUAACAUGGUUCCUGACGCCUUGUUCUCAGGCUCAGUAGUGCGUCGGCUUGUUUUUCGACUUUAGAAAAAAUGGCCCUUCAUCACAGUGUUUCACACCUUGCGAAUUUCGACUCUAUCGCAAACGCCGAAACUGAUGUCAGGUCGCAACGCCCAGGACGAGGUCGUCGAUUCAGAAAAACACGAAAACGUGAAGAACAAAAUCCGGCUUUCGAUCAUGAAUCCUUCGUGGAUUCUCGCACCGCAGCUCCAGCCUGGUGACGUCUCCGGGAACGGUCUCUAGGCAUUGUAAAUUUAUAAUCUGAGUCGGGAAAUUUGUGAUGCUAGUCUGGUGGCACGCCUCUGAUUUUUGUAUUGUGUGGCCACGAAGAGCCCCUCUUGUCUGUCAUGCAGAAACGCAGCUUCUCUUUACUUAUACUUUCUCAUGCAAAGCACACAAGCACAAAAGAGAGCCGCGAGCGCGAAAGAACCUGUCAUGCGUGGCGGUGCAUGAUUACAGUGUGCUUACACACUGUUCACUGACAUGCACGACCAUCACGUUCACAACUUCCCCGACCCAGACGCUGGUUCGCACUUGAUAGUUUCCCUUGGCUUGCGAAAAUCGUGCAGGGGACUGCGAUACGAACUGCAAAAGUAGCGCACUCGUAGUAAUUGCAAUUAUGCAUUACUUGAGGUAAAUCCGCAUUGCAAAUUUUAUUUCUCAUGCUGAGAAAAUUUGUAGUGCAUUUAUACCCAGAGUGCGAUACUUUUGCAAUUCAUAUGCGAUGAGCGAACAAAUUCCAAACGACAGCAUAUGCAAGAAAAAAACUGUGUAAGUAAGUGUAAAUCUGUGAUGCAGAAAAUGCAAAACAGUGACACUUGUCAUGCUCGACAUGCAUGAUCGGCUCGCGUCCUGUGUGUUUUCCCUUCCUAUCUGCGCAUAGCAAGUUUUUCCUGUCAUAGCAGACAAACUUGUGAUGCUGUUUUCCCAAAAGACUUGCACCAACACAGUUUUUUUCUUGGAUACAGCAUGUCCAUCAUUUACUGCCAGGACUUGGCCGCGUUGCACGUCGCGUGCCUCGAAAACCCCACUGCGUCCGGUCGGUACUUCGGGGUGUGCCGAUCCUGGGCCUGGGAAGAGAUUUUGGAAACCGUGCAGAACAUUCUAUCAAAUGCAAAAAUGUCUGGGUCUGGAAGAAUGCAACUUGUGAUGCUGAAUUUGGAUUCCAAAAAAAUCUGUAUUGCAUGAGCAGCAAAGGGAACGUAAUGUUUGCUACGCGGAGAGGGCAUUUGUUUUUGUCAUGCGGAAUAGGCAUCAAGAAGCCCUCAAAAAAUCUGUGAUGCUAGGGCAUGCAUCACAGGCGUGAUGGCUCAUGCGAAAUGUGCAUGACAAGUCUCAGAACCUUCCAGACCCAGACACUUUUGCAUUGAUACAUUCGGGGAAAGGACAAAUACACCAUGCCGCCGAAAAACUACGAGGAGCCGAAUCCGGUCACGGAGUUCGAUUUGACACGGCAGAAGGAGCUGUCUGGCGGGAAGGAAUUAAUGAGCCUGGAGGGGAUUUUGAGGGAUACAAUAGGCUAUUUGGAAGAAAAGCAGUUGGUGUAAUGUAUGAUGACGAAACAAUAAACAGUAACAGACGGCGCAACAGGAAGUAGAAGCUGGUCUGCUGCAACACGACCAAGCGCUGCUAUGCGCGGCAAAGCCAUUUCAAUUUCUUGCAAAAGUGGCUACAGGAACUUCCAAGAAGAUACUUACAGUAAAUGCGCGAGAAUCUUGACAAGGCCACACUUCUCAAAAAUUUGAUGAAGUUCUUCCAGCACUGUACCUUUACUAUUGUUCGGGAGUGUCCUUGUCCUACAUGUACUUCUCCAACGCAACGACAGUUCAGUUGCUAUCACUUCUGUGGAUUGCGUAGGCGCUGUCAGUGCGCAGGCCUGUUAUUUUUUUUCCCCCAGAGAGUAUAAGAGGAUCUGCAGCUGGUAUGUAUUCGAGAGAGCCAGUUGGGCACCGUGGAGAAAAAGUUCGCAUUUCCACGUGCGCCAAACAUAAUCAAGUGAUGACAUCUUGUUCACGGGUUUCAGAGUGGAAAGGCUUCUUCAAAGUUCUUUUAGAGAAUUUAAGGCCCACCGUGGAGUGUAC
Molecule: messenger RNA, 2966 nt
Organism: Amoebophrya sp. A120
Lineage: Eukaryota; Dinophyceae; Syndiniales; Amoebophryaceae
Source: the annotation of a GenBank genome assembly